Messenger RNA from Periconia digitata, 1160 nucleotides. The record is from the annotation of a GenBank genome assembly. Lineage: Eukaryota; Fungi; Ascomycota; Dothideomycetes; Pleosporales; Periconiaceae.
CCACUGUAUAAAGUAACUCCGUUCAUUAACUUGUAGCCCAACGUAAAAACUCCAUUUCUGGUCUCGUACACUGCUCUACUGAUUCGUUUGUUUUUGGCCAAUCGCAGACUCAUCUCUCCACCAUGUCCGUUCAGCGAGCAAUCCAGAUUCAGGGUCCUAAGGUGGCCACAGUGGUCACUGACGCUCCUAUUCCUCCCCUCCGACCAGAUUACAUCCAAGUCAAGACUGUGGCGAUAGCUCUUAACCCAACUGAUUGGAAGCACAUUGACUUUCGUGCUGACAAAGGAGCUAUCAACGGUUGCGACUACGCCGGUAUCGUGGAGGCAAUCGGGCCGAAUGUUCACCACGGGCUCAAAGUCGGAGAUCGCGUCGCUGGAUUCGUGCACGGCAGCAACGAGUCCAAUCAUGCGGAUGGCGCGUUCGCUGAGCACAUUAUUGUGAAAUCGCAACUGUCUACCAAAAUCCCGGACAGUCUUUCCUUCGAAGCAGCAUCAACAUUAGGGUGUGGACUCACAACUGUUGCACAAGCUUUGUACCAGUCGCUCGAGUUGCCAUGGCCAACAAAUCCUACCAAGAACCGAUUCCCCAUCCUCAUCUACGGAGGCAGCACAGCGACCGGUACCUUGGCUAUACAAUUUGCAAAGCUCUCAGGUUUGACUGUCAUCGCUACAUCCUCGCCUCAUAAUUUCGACCUUCUCAAACGUUAUGGUGCAGACCAUGUCUUCGACUACAAAUCUCCAACCGUUGGCCAAGAUAUCCGAAAACUCACAAACGACAACCUCAAACAUGUUCUCGACUGUAUUGCUUUCGACUCCACAGCCGCCAUAUGCGCCGAAGCUAUAAGCUCCAAGGGUGGAAAGUACAGUUCUCUGUUGAGCAUCGCCAAGUUUCCACGAGAUGAUGUGGUUAACGCUGCUACUCUCGCAUAUACCGGCUUUGGAGAGUCAUUUACGAAGAGUGGUAAAGAUUUUCCAGCGCUACCAGACCACCUAGCUGUUCAGGAGAGGUUUUGGAAAAUGGUUGGGGAAUUGUUGGCCCAGGAAAAGUUUCAACCUCAUCCGCAUGUUGUGCGAGACGGUGGGCUAGAGGGUGUUUUACAAGGUCUUGACGACAUGAGAAAGGACGCUGUCAGUGGUGUGAAGCUGGUGUACCGUGUUUGA